AGCUCAGAGCCGCUGCAGAGCCCGAGCCGGAGCCGGAGCCAGAGCCUGAGCGCGCGAGCUAGUAGGGCGCGAGGAGCGAGCGGAGGCUGGCAACGCACCCGAGGCCCGGGCACUGCUGCGCCGCGGCUCAGGUCCCGCGCCCCGCCUGCUGCGGACCGACCCAAGCGCCUGGCCACGGCCCGAUCCCCGGUCGGCCCGGAACCCACCCCAGCCAGGCCUAGCGAAGCCCCGCGUCGGCCCGCCGCAGCCGCCGCUCCGGCCCCAGCCCGGGCCCCGCAUCCAGGCCGCCAGGAUGGACAUGUUCAUGAAAGGCCUGUCCAUGGCCAAGGAGGGCGUCGUGGCCGCCGCGGAGAAAACCAAGCAGGGAGUCACCGAAGCAGCGGAGAAGACCAAGGAGGGCGUCCUCUAUGUUGGAACCAAGACCAGAGAGGGGGUGGUACAAGGUGUCGUCUCAGUGGCUGAGAAAACCAAGGAGCAGGCGUCACAUCUGGGAGGGGCCGUGUUCUCUGGGGCUGGGAACAUCGCAGCAGCUACGGGCCUGGUGAAGAAGGAGGAAUUCCCCACCGAUCUGAAGCCAGAGGAAAUGGCCCAGGAAGCUGCCGAGGAGCCGCUGAUCGAGCCCUUGAUGGAGCCCGAAGGGGAAAGUUAUGAGGAGUCACCUCAGGAGGAGUAUCAGGAGUAUGAGCCAGAGGCGUAAGGGCCCAGGACGGCCCCUCACCCGCAGCACAAUACUCAUCCUGUCCCCUGCCCCGCCACCCCUACCCUCAACCCCCACCCCACCACGGAGCCAGGGCUGUCCUUCUACCCCAUCCCCCCAAACACGAGAUCUUCCUUCUGCUCCGAGGCUCCCCCUCGGAGCCUUUGUUAGUGUCUGUCCAUCUGUCCGUCCUACCCGCCCGCGUCCACCCACGCGGCGUGGACAGGGCCAGGGCUACGUCCGCGCCUGGGAUCCCCUUCCCACCCCGUCCUGUGCAGUGUCUGCGCGGAUGUAGCAUGUUUUCUGUGUUUUUCAACCAAGGUCGGAAAGCGACGGCUCCCUCCGCCCCCGACAGAGGCUCUCUGAGGGGCCCGGGGCCGCCCCGGAGUCCACCCCACCCACCCCCCAUUCAUCCACAAAUCGACCCCAAGAACCUUUUUUUUUAAAAACCAAAACCAGGAGCCAGGCUGUGCCAUGCCCCCUCCCUCCAGCCGGCCCGACCCCAGCGCGGGCGUCUGUGUUGUGAUUGUGGCAUGGAGAGUACCCCCAACCCCCGUAUGAGCGUGUUGCGGACGGGCAGGCCCGGCCGCCCGCCGCGUGUACACGAAUAAAGCCAAUCUGU
Messenger RNA from Choloepus didactylus (southern two-toed sloth), 1319 nucleotides. It is a transcript of the gene SNCB, whose product is annotated as synuclein beta. The record is from RefSeq and is a predicted model, not a curated record. NCBI's taxonomy places the organism in Eukaryota, Metazoa, Chordata, Mammalia, Pilosa, Megalonychidae. The transcript is spliced from 6 exons. The coding region runs from base 293 to 697 and encodes 134 amino acids. Gene Ontology annotation, cellular component: neuronal cell body; axon terminus; cytoplasm. Gene Ontology annotation, molecular function: cuprous ion binding. Gene Ontology annotation, biological process: synapse organization; synaptic vesicle endocytosis; chemical synaptic transmission.